CAAGAUGGAGGGGUCGCGCCCUGGGGCUCCCCCCGGCCCUCAGGGCAGAGGGGUGGUGCUGGGGCGGGAGCGAGCGCUCGUCCCUCCCUCCUGUUUUUGCUUGUGGGAGGGGGAAGUCGCUUUUCCCUUUUGUCCUCAGUGUGCUGUUACGGUUUUGAAUGCAUUCUGAAUCCAAGAAGUAUGAGGAAGAGACACCUUCCCUACACUGGGGGAUGGAUCCUGUAUUUUCUGCAUUUGCAAGACUCUAUAUUAAAGAUAUAAAAGAAAUGAGAGAAUCUAAACAGGUGCCAGGUAUAUUCUUUUAUAAUGGACAUCCAGUAAGACAAGUGGAUGUUGUCGGGACAGUGGUUCAAACGAAGGAGAGAGAUGCCUUUUAUAAUUAUGGAGUGGAUGAUAGUACUGGAGUUAUAAAUUGUAUCUGCUGGAAAAAUCCCAUGGUAGGAGAAACACCUUUAUCAGGUCAUCCAAGCACACCCAGCAGUCUUAUUGUGUUUGAACAGAUGAAGAAACUCCAAGAAACAGUGAGCCAGAAAACCAAGCUGGAGAUCGGGGAUGUUGUCAGGGUCAGAGGUCACAUCCGAACCUAUAGGCAACAAAGAGAAAUUCAGGCUUCAAGUUUCUAUAAAGUGGAUGAUCCUUUGUAUGAUGUUCAGAUUUCAAGAAUGCUGGAGCUCCCCUGUCUCUAUAGAGAAGUUUAUGAUAAACCUUUCCAAGGCCCUGAGGAAGGACAGAGUGGCCUGGAGGGUCAGAAUUUCUCAAUCCAUAUGCUGCAUGAGAAAGUGCAAGGCUUUCUAUUAGAAAACAAAAUUCAGACCUUUUACCAGCAGGAGCUGGAAACAAUUGAUACUCUGGUGUCACUGGUGGAUGUGCAUCUACCCAGUCCCAGCUGUCAGGAGGUGAAGUCAAAAGGUAACUCCAGUUCCAAAAGGAUUCACAAUGUUUUUAAGGAAGCAAUAAAGAUGCUACAAGAAAAAGGAGUGGUUUUCCAGAAACCUAGUAGCUCCAAGGACUUAUACCACGUGACUGACCAUGAUAAGGAACUGCUCAAAGUGACCCUUGAUGUGAUUAAAGAAGACUGUCGAAAACCCAGGCAUGCUGAAAAAGGCUGCCAUUUCCUUCAUGUCCUCAAUUGUGUUCGGCAAAGCUACAACCCCUCCCUGGCUGAAGUGGUGAUGCACCGUGUCUUGGAACUGCUGGAGAGUAACAGUGAUGUUGUCAGCACUAUGGAAGGAUAUUAUAUGGCAUUUUAAAGAGAAAAGACAGGAUACAUUCAUUCUGGUCCAUUCAGGAGGAGAGAAGGAGAUGUUGAGUAACUCCAAAAAGCUUUUAUUAGCUGAUAUGAUCUAGAUAGGGGAUAAAAAAGAGCCUUCUGAUUCUCCAAAUGCUGGUUUUGUCCAGCUUCAGAGAAGUUGUUUAAAUACUUGUUUUAAUAUUCUUGUUGACUUCCUUGCUAUUCCUAGUGAGAGCUGUAUCAAACUGAUUCUGGACAUUCUAAUACAGCAGGGGAACUGGAAAAGAAACUGGGCUCUUUCCUUGGAGUAAGAUGAGACAUUGGCCAUCCUCAUAUUUACAUCCGGUGGGCUGUAAAGAAAAGUCACUGCUAAAGAGCACUGUUGCCUUUUGUCUUUUAUUCUUUGUCACCUUUGGGGUAAAAUGCUACCCAUAGCUGUGCUUGCCGAGGAACACAAGACAUAGACGUAAACAUUGGCCCAAAGAAGGUUACCAUGCAAGAUGUUUCAUCUGGAAUAAUCACAGCUCUGUUAUGUGAAACAGUUCAAAAAAUGGAGCUGUUUGGUAUUUAUCCUUGGAGAGGGUUUGCUGCUGCAGGGGCUUGUCUGUUUAAUUAAUCUGUUUAAUCAAUGGUGUAGAAGUGAGACCUUUAGCUUGAAAAGAGUAGAGAAGAUUAAAUGUAUCCUUUUUUCUUCUGCACCUUCCCUGUAAGAGUUGCAAUAGCAGACUCCCAGGAGGCAGAUGUAGUGGUAAAGCCCUAUAAGGAUUGACAUAGCUGGGAAAAAUAAACCAUAUGCAUGAGGAAAGGCAGUGAGGAGCCCCAUGUGUGCCAGGUCUCUGGUUUGUUAUAUUAUAUGCCUCAUUCUAAGCCCUGGCUGUAGAGACAUAUAGGCUAAGAAAAAGGCAUGACAAAAUAUUUGGCAUUUGCAUUCAGAGGCCUGUGGAAAACUCUGGCCUUAAAGAGGUGGUAAAUUUGUUCAUAGUAGAAAACUAUGUAUGAAUCAUUCAUUUGCUGUAAAUUCCCUACUUGGUGCAGGACUCAAUAGUUGGUUUCCCUGUGGGCUGCCCUGCUCCUUACAUUACUGCUCUGUUCUGAGUUGGGUACCUUCUAGUUAGAUCUUAAUAUGGGCCCUGAACAGGUCCUGAAGGGAUGUAGCUGUGCAGAAGGAAAUAGAAGAGGGUUAAGGAAGAAUUGUAGAGUGUUUGUUCCCCACCCUCUACCCCCAUAAACAUCUCUGUAAAUCAGGAAAAGAAGGCAGCUUCUGAGUGCACUGGUAUUGAGGGAAGUUGCAACUUUAAUUAAUGCCUCUGAGAAGGUCUGGUUGGCCACUGGGGAGAUUUGCUUUUUAAAUUCCUGCUCUGAUUACUGAUCAUUUUGAAGUGAUGCUUAAAACCAAGGGCUAUCUAUGGAAGAAGUAGCUUGGAAUAUUAAUUCCUAAAUUCAAACUCACUUCAGGAGUUUUCCAUAAUCAAGCAGUACAUAUGGGUAAGUUGCCUAUUUGGCAUGAGCUUGAUGAUACUUUAAAGGAAAGCAUGUGAUGUUUUGGACCAUGUGGAAGAGCAUGGCAUCUAAUUUAAAAGAGUGGCUUGGCCAUUUCCUUGAAAAGUUCUGUAUUAGCAGAAGCUUGUUUUGCUGGGAAAGGGUUAAAGGAAUGCUUCUAGCUCAGUAGGAAAGGUGAUCUUCUCUCUUAAGUUAGAAGAAAGACCCUGGUUCUCCUGGGGGUGUCAGCCAAGUGUGUGGG
Molecule: messenger RNA, 2972 nt
Organism: Lepidothrix coronata (blue-crowned manakin)
Lineage: Eukaryota; Metazoa; Chordata; Aves; Passeriformes; Pipridae
Gene: STN1
Product: oligonucleotide/oligosaccharide binding fold containing 1
Exons: 10
Coding region: 159-1250 (363 amino acids)
Biological process (GO): nucleotide-excision repair; DNA replication; double-strand break repair via homologous recombination
Cellular component (GO): chromosome, telomeric region; CST complex; site of double-strand break
Molecular function (GO): single-stranded telomeric DNA binding
Source: RefSeq, a predicted model, not a curated record